Molecule: messenger RNA, 812 nt
Organism: Colletotrichum scovillei
Lineage: Eukaryota; Fungi; Ascomycota; Sordariomycetes; Glomerellales; Glomerellaceae
Product: methyltransferase domain-containing protein
Exons: 3
Coding region: 1-804 (267 amino acids)
Source: RefSeq, a predicted model, not a curated record
AUGACCACGACCGAGUCCAAGACAGCUUCUCUAGCCGAACUCAACCGCAUCUUCUGGGAUGCAAACGCGGACACCUUCAUGGAACAAGACUGGAUCAAGGUCUUUUCAGAGCAACUCACCCGCUUCCUCCGCGCCCAGGCACCGAACCUAGGUCUCCGGCCCCGCGAUACCGACCCGUCUUCGAACCCCGUCCGGCUUUUAGACUACGCUUGCGCCUCUGGCGGUGCUUCAUGGGCACUCAGCCCCUUCGUCGACUCGAUCCUCGGCAUCGACAUCGCACCGGCCAUCGUACAGCGCUACAACGACUGCGCGGCGCGGCUGGGGUAUUCUCCCGAGCAAGUCCACGCCAUCGCGGGCGAUUUGGCUACAAAUGGAGAGCUGGCUGCUGAAGGGGGGUUUGAUGUGGUUAUUAUAUCCAUGGCGCUUCAUCACCUUGAUGAUCCGCGGGGGAUGUUGGAGCUGCUUGCGAAGAGGGUGAGGCCUGGCGGGGUGGUGAUUGCUGUUGAGGGGGUUGAUCAUAAAGCUACGGGGUCGGAGAGUGAGGUGCUCGAGAAGGGAGAUGAGAAGGGAGGUAGAGCUCAUGAGCAUGAGGUCCACCAGCACGAUGUUCUCAAGACUACGAAUCGGCAUCUGGUCUUCAGCGAGGAGCUUUUCAGGGGUUGGUUCCGAGAUGCUGGGUGUGAUGAAGGCAAGUUUGUGUACGUUGAGAAUGAAGAGGUCAGUCAUAUUCCGGAGGAGGCUUCUGGGAAGGCUGGGGGAUUGGAUAGAAAGAUGGUUAUCGCUUCCUCGGUGAGGAAAGAGUAAGAAUGGAC